Mustela lutreola (European mink) is the source of this 4659-nucleotide messenger RNA. RefSeq names its product ectonucleotide pyrophosphatase/phosphodiesterase 6 (gene ENPP6). Lineage: Eukaryota; Metazoa; Chordata; Mammalia; Carnivora; Mustelidae. Bases 91 to 1413 code for a protein of 440 amino acids. The transcript is spliced from 8 exons. The record is from RefSeq and is a predicted model, not a curated record.
UAGAAGAGAGAAUAGCUACAGAUUCUCCAUCCUCAGUCUUUGCAAGGGGACGGCUGUGCCAGCCGGGCAGGCGGGCGGGCUCCUGGCAGCAUGGCCGUGAAGCUCAGGGCCCUCCUGCUGGUCCUCGCACUCAGCCUGGCACAGCCAGCCGUGGCCGGCCGGAAGCUCCUGGUGUUUCUGCUGGAUGGUUUUCGCUCUGACUACAUCAGUGAUGAGGCCCUGGAGUCCUUGCCUGGCUUCAAAGAGAUUGUGAGCCGGGGAGUAAAAGUGGAUUACUUGACCCCCGACUUUCCCAGUCUGUCUUACCCCAAUUACUACACCCUAAUGACUGGCCGCCAUUGUGAGGUCCACCAGAUGAUUGGGAACUACAUGUGGGACCCGACCACCAACAAGUCAUUUGACAUUGGUGUCAACAGAGACAGCCUGAUGCCUCUGUGGUGGAAUGGAUCAGAACCUCUGUGGGUCACUCUGACCAAGGCCAAAAAGAAGGUCUACAUGUACUACUGGCCAGGCUGUGAGGUGGAGAUUCUUGGGGUCAGACCUACCUACUGCCUAGAAUAUAAAAACGUCCCGACAGAUAUCAAUUUUGCCAAUGCUGUGAGCGAUGCUCUUGACUCCCUCAAGAGUGGCCGGGCGGACCUGGCAGCCAUAUACUAUGAGCGCAUCGAUGUGGAAGGCCACCACUACGGCCCCUCAUCGCCUCAGCGGAAAGACGCACUGAAGGCCGUGGACACCGUCCUCAAGUACAUGACCACGUGGAUCCAGGAGCGGGAGCUUCAGGAGCACCUCAAUGUCAUCAUCUUCUCAGAUCAUGGGAUGACCGACAUUUUCUGGAUGGACAAAGUGAUCGAGCUCAAUAAGUACAUCAGCCUCAACGACCUGCAGCAAGUGAAGGACCGAGGCCCUGUCGUGAGCCUCUGGCCAGCCCCUGGGAAGCACUCUGAGGUGUAUGACAAACUGAGAACAGUGGAACACAUGACUGUCUACGAGAAAGAAGCCAUACCGAGCAGGUUCUACUACAAGAAAGGGAAAUUUGUCUCUCCUUUGACCUUAGUGGCUGAUGAAGGAUGGUUCAUAACUGAGAGUCGAGACACACUUCCUUUUUGGAUGAACAGCACCGGCAAGAGGGAAGGCUGGCAGCACGGGUGGCACGGCUACGACAACGAGCUCAUGGACAUGAGGGGCAUCUUCCUGGCCUUUGGCCCCGAUUUCAAAUCCAACUUCAGAGCUGCUCCAAUCAGAUCCGUGGAUGUCUACAAUGUCAUGUGCAACGUGGCGGGCGUCACUCCCCUGCCCAACAAUGGCUCCUGGUCCAGGGUGAUGUGCAUGCUGAAGGACCAGGCCAGCUCGGCUCUGUCUGUCCGACUGAACGGCUGGGUUCUGGUCUCAAUUCUCCUCCUACUGUUCGUAUAGAUCCUGCUAUUGUUGUCCCCAAAUGUUCAGCCAAGGGUGCCUCCAUGGUGGGAUGGUUUUCAUUUUCUAUUUGAAUAAUAGCUUCAUUAACGCAAUCAAGGCCACCAAAAUUGUAAAUAUACUGUUCUUGGAUGAUUCCAUAUGUUAAAGUCCUUACUUCUUAAAACAAACAAACAAACAAACACCAAAAACCCCAAGUUUGAUUUCUUCUGGAGGUAAGGAAAAUCCAGCUCCUCAUUGGUUCGACUCCAUGUCAUCUUCUGCAUUGUCCCCAUGCGGUCACUCAGACAAGCUAUCUGAGUAGGAGCCGACCCAUGGGGCAAGAAGACGUCGAGUGGAUAGUGCAUGGAGUCUUGGGCCCGUUUCUGUCCUGCUUUGCACAAAGCAGGCCCUUGUCUGUGUCCCCUCCACACCCAGGAGCCAUCCUUGGGGUCUAGAGCUGCAAUUCUGCCCUGCUCCUUCCAGCCCAGAAAAACGAAGCCCACAUAAAAGCAAUAGCUGUCUUCUGUUUCUGGCCCAGCUCAUGGACUUGUGUUUUUUUGUUGUUUUGGAGAGGUUUUGUUUGUUUGUUUGUUUUUCACUUUAUACCAAGUUCCAGAAAGGGCAUAUCUUAGCUUGGAUCACCAAUCAGGAGUACGAAGGACUGAAGAACUCACCGAACAAGGUAGAAAUCCUGGGCGCCCUCCCAGAGUCUGGAGUGUACACAAAUGUCUCCCUUGCCUUGAGGAGCAGAAAAGCUUGCAGCAGAUCCAAGCUUCUGUAAGGCUCUGUCUGUCCCAUCAUGGAGCCUGGCACGUGGCGGGCCCUGCAUGGCUUUGGAUCCCCAGACGGAGUGUAGGCUACGGCAAUACCUGACCUAUUAUUACACAUCUUGCUGAUGACUCGUAGACAUGUUUGCAGAAAUCUCGGUUCACUGCUUGGAAUGGUGGCACCGUAAGCCAAAGUUCUAGGCACCAGUAGUCUGGAGCAAGGCUCAUGGAAUACCACCAGCAAAGUGUAUCCCCAGGGACCCAGAAGCCCGAAGGAAAUGGUGGAGGUGGGGGUGGGGUGGGAAACAGAGAGAACACAAUGGAACCACAUCCCAGUCACUAACCAAUUAGCCAUUUGAUUCGGAAACGGUUUGGUUGGAGUGCCACCUCAGGGACCUAAGUUCUUGGGAAACCCCUAAGAAGACCCACUGAGCCUGAGUUGAAAUGUUUUCAGGUUAGUGAUCUAGAGUUGCUGUUGGAAAUCUUGCUGUGAAACAAAGGGCAACAAAGGACAUGUUUAAAUGAUCAGAGUCACACAAACCUACCAUAGUGUUAACAGUGAGUUUACACUAAAUGGGGACACACCUGCAAAAGAGACUUUCCAUCAGGAACAGACAGCCCAACAGGUCUCCCCAGCAUGAUGAAGCCCCAUUACAGCGUUUGCCUUGAGAAAUGAGCAUCAAGGCUCACCCUGAUUGGAGAAGGGUGGGAACAUCUCUGUGCCUUGAAUCAUGAGAGCGAAAGAUCGCUACUUAACAAAUACAUAUACCAAAUCCAUCGUCACAAGAGAUUUCUAGGGAUUUAGGUAAUGUGUUUUAAAAGUGCCAGCCAACCAUCCAAUCAAUUAGAAAGAGGACAAGCCGGCCUUUGUUAUUUGGCUGAAAACAAACUGGUGCUCUCAGAACAUUGGGCAGUGGUGUCUCAGGCAUCCAUUGUUCAAAGUGCCCUUUGUCCAGAAAACAAAUCCAGUGGAGCCCACCUUCCUCCCUUGUGAAGGAAGGAUGGCUUAGAGAUACCCAAGUGAUUCGGUUAAAAGGGGAUCAUGAAAAUCAAGAGAGUACAAACAGGCACACAGUCUUACCCUUUGUGUUUCCAGCUCUAUUCUAUCAUCUUCCUCUCACUCAUCCCUAACGACUUCAAGUUGCAUAAUAAAAUCUCAGAUAUUUGUCUGGCAGAGUGUAGCUAAUAAAUAAUCUUAAAUCGAUGAACGAGAGUAAGGUACUUUUGGAAUCAUAAAUACUGGUAAAUAGUAAAGAAAAUCCAGACACUAAAUGGAGAAAAUAACUUUUUCCUAAAAUAAUGCCUACAUUUUAGUGGCUUAAUUAUUUGGCUAGAAUUUUUUCCCCUUUGAUUUUUAUUUCAAAGUUACAUUAUUUUCCUCAGGAAAAUUUCCUCUAAAUGUGUUCUGUUCCUUUUGAGUCAAAUCUCGUACAUAUAGACACCUCUCCUCCUGGAGUAUUUUGCUACUUCAUUGCUAAUUCCAGGAGGAAGUUAGUUGGACUGACCUGCAAAUACCGAAGAUAAACCAAAGGAAUGAUCCUUACGUUAAAGAUGAGAUAAAUGGCUACUUUCCCUGUCCAAUGUCUAAUUGCCAGAACCCAAUUCAAUUAAGUUCUGAAGACCUAAGCAUCCAUUAGAACAGACCCAGGGAAUUCUUUCUAGCCUCCAAGAGUUCUGAUUAUAGAGUCCCAACUCUUCCUACUUUUAAAGAGAACUUGGAAAUCCACGUGGAUCUGAGUUCAGUCACCAUCGGCCAUUUGCAAACUUCCUGGGAUUGUAAGCGCCAUCUGGCCUGCUUCCAGAAAUGUAGAUUUGGAAGAUCUGGGUGGGACCUCAGACAGCACUUGUAGGUUUGGGUUUGCUCUAUGGAGAGAGAGUUUCUGGUUAGACCUUGGUAGACCUGAGUCUUCUGACAGCAAUUUCAUAAUCCGCCAGUUUCUCCAGAGGCCAUUGGACUGGCAUUGCCUGCUGAUCAGCAGGGUCAAGGUUCCAGCCCUCUCUAAGCCAAAGCAGAUCUGCAAGCCCCAGGGAUGGAGACAGGCACCCAGAGGGGUAAAGUUGGCUUCUCCAUACCCCAUUCCCAUGAGUCUAGGAUUCCCAAGAGCGUUUUCCAACAAACUCCUUGUUGAAGAUGUGGGCCUGGUUUAAUGGAUUUUCUUUAAAAAAAAAAAAAAAGUGUUUUUGACAUUUCUGUAAAUAGCAAAAGAUUUCAAAAUGUGAUUGUGCAUUUAAUCUUUUUAAACAAUUUGUGAUAGACCAAAGUCAGCUCUUGUGAACUACUUGCUAGAAGGAAGGAUGGUGGGAACCUUGGACAACUGGUUCUAGAACAUGUGAAACUCGGUCUCAGGUGUAUGCUGGGAAAAAUAUCCUUGUGUGUGUAUUGCUUGGAAAUCAUAAAAUAGCACCUAGUUCAGUGCCUCAAAUGUUUAAUAAAUGUUCCAUAAAUAUGUGUUGAAUAAAAAAAUAAAUCUCAUGAAGGAGACCUGCUUACAUUCCA